Molecule: messenger RNA, 391 nt
Organism: Carlito syrichta (Philippine tarsier)
Lineage: Eukaryota; Metazoa; Chordata; Mammalia; Primates; Tarsiidae
Product: complement C1r subcomponent-like protein
Exons: 3
Source: RefSeq, a predicted model, not a curated record
GUCUCAGCCCGUGGGAAGAAGCUCGGCCGGCUCUGCGGUCAGCAGGGCUCCCCUCCGAGCAGGCCUCCUGGUCAGAGGGAGUUUGUGUCCUCAGAGAAGAGUUUGCGGCUGGCCUUCCGCACACACGCUGCCUCAGAGGACGAGCCCACCCACCCGCACCAGGGCUUCCUGGCCCUGCACCAGGCCGUGGCUGUGAACCACAGUCAGCCACUCAGCCAGGCCAGCCGGGACUCCGAGGCCAUCUGCACACCUGAAGACGACCCCUCCGAGGCCCAGAACCACUGCCGGGAACCCUUUUAUCAAGCAGCGCCAGCAGGGACACUCAGCUGCGCAGCCCCCAGGACCUGGGAAGGCAGACCCCACGAGGAAGAGGCUCCUCCGUGUGUGCCUG